Pleuronectes platessa (European plaice) is the source of this 2062-nucleotide messenger RNA. RefSeq lists its product as uncharacterized. Gene Ontology annotation, molecular function: ATP binding; protein kinase activity. NCBI's taxonomy places the organism in Eukaryota, Metazoa, Chordata, Actinopteri, Pleuronectiformes, Pleuronectidae. Bases 208 to 1707 code for a protein of 499 amino acids. Gene Ontology annotation, biological process: protein phosphorylation. The record is from RefSeq and is a predicted model, not a curated record. The transcript is spliced from 5 exons.
UUUAUCAGACGCGUGCUGCUCCAACUGGUUCUACCUUUUCCCAUUGGUGCAUCUGCUUUCCCUGGCCUCCAGUCAGUCACGCCUGAUUCAGUGGAACAGCUAGAAGAAGGCGUGGAGCGACUAUAAGGAAACAGAACUAUGUCGACUCGAGUUCAGACCUGACGGAACUGCUUCCUCUCCACAGCAAGCCUUCACGACGUCCCCUCGAUGGCGUACUCCACCUCCACGAUCGCACAGGGCUGUUUUGGGAAGGUUUACAAAGAGAAGUACAACGACACCUGGGCCGCGAUAAAGAGGGUCCCCCAACAUCUCAUCAGCAGGAAGGACCUGGAGAGAGAGUGUGAUGUGUACAACAAGUUGAAUCAUCCCAACAUAGUGAAGCUUCUGGGAAACAUAAAUCUGAAAGACGGGAAAUGGGUCAUUCCUCUGGAGUUCGUCUUCGGAGAGGACCUGGAGACGACCAUCUUCAAAGCUGCCAAGUCUAAAAUACAGUUGACUCCAUCUAAUCGAGGAACUAUCAUCGUUGGCAUGUGUGAGGGGCUGCAGCACCUCCACUCCAAAGAUAUUGUCCAUCAAGACCUCAAGCCUGAAAACAUAAUGGUGGAACAUGACACACACAGGGCGGUGAUCAUCGACCUGGGACUCGCCAAGUUCUUCCGACGUGGCCUCAACUCUGCCGCUGACAUGGGCAACGAGGCCUACUCGGCCCCCGAGGUGCUGCAGAGGGGCAGCCAGCGGGACCAGCGCUCAGACGUGUGGGCCAUGGGGAAGAUCAUCGCCGAGCUCUGCGCCCGGAUUCGGCUGUUCACACCCACCGUCAGCCCCGCCAAGAUCAAGGAUACCCUGCACGAUCAGCCUUACUGCCACGCUGUGUGCAGGAUGGUGGAGCCCAACCCUUCUCUGAGGGCCUCCGUGGGGGGGGUCAUCGGUGAAAUACGAAGGGCUGGAGGUGCAGGACAGGUCACCAACGCACCUACACAGAAAGACCACCUCAAGCCACCUUCAGCCAAUGUUAAUGACAGGAACAGGGAUCCAUCUCCCCUGAGAAGAGAUCCAUCGCCGUUCCACAGGGAUCCUUCCCCAUUGAACAGAGCCCCAUCACCAUUCCACAGGGAUCCUUCCCCAUUGAACAGAGCCCCAUCACCAUUCCACAGGGAUCCUUCCCCAUUGAACAGAGCCCCAUCACCAUUACACAGGGAUCCUUCCCCAUUGAACAGAGCCCCAUCACCAUACAACAGGGAUCCUUCCCCAUUGAACAGAGCCCCAUCACCAUUACACAGGGAUCCUUCCCCAUUAAACAGAGCCCCAUCACCAUACAACAGGGAUCCUUCCCCAUUGAACAGAGCCCCAUCGCCAUACAACAGGGAUCCUUUACCAAUUAAACCUCUAAAAUGGGAGCGAUCACCCAGACCAGACCCCAAAGCACAGCGCCCCACUCCCCCUGUCCUUCGGAGGACUGAGGACAAAGACAAAAGCCAGGCUCUGGUGCCGACAGGGGGGGGCGACCUCACACAGGACUUCAUGAAAAUGAGGCUUUACAAGGAGGCCGCCAUGGAUCUGCCCUGCAACCUGCCCACGACGGGGAGGGUGGUGGUGCGGCGCUUUGAGGAGAAAAACGGGGAGGUGGGAUCUUGGGAGCAGAAGGAGGUGGUGACACGUGACGGGAAGAUCGUCAAGUUCGACAACGUCAAGUUUAACAGCAAGUAGGAACGAGCGUUCAGGGAUUUGUUAAAUGUCGUCACAAAGCAACUGAACUGGUUUGUUCAGGGUCAGAUCCUCUUGGGAGAGUUUGUAAACAUACAUACCCAAAGAGUAAACUGAGAAACAGUAAGAAAAACACUCUCUGGGUGAUAAGAAGAGAUAAGAAGAGACUUGACAAAGUUGGUUGGUUGUGCCUGAACAUGAUGUUUGGGAAUUUGACUGAGCUGCUCAUUUUCUUGCCAAGAUAGAAAUGUCCGCGGGGGUGAACAACCAUUUUGUAAAGGUUUUUCAGCAUUUGAGCGCUUGACACUGUGAACAGUAAAUUUAUUUAAAUAAAUCGGAAAAUUCUGUUUCAGUUGCA